AGGGUGGGGGAGGUAAGGAGGAAGUGGUGAGGGUGGUUUAGAUGCUACGAAGUGCAGAGUUUUGUAGUCCUGAAAAGCUGAGGGGAUGGGGUAAGGCUGAUACACUUUCACUUCUAAUUAUAGCACCUUGUUUUGUAUCAAAAUUGGAAUAGUGGAAACAAAUAGAUUUUUACCAAGUAGGGAAUGCUUUCCUUUGACAAAAUAAAAUUACCCCUUUCUAAAUUUAAAAGAUAUUUAUUCAGAAUAUCUGAUAAGUAACACUGCAAGCUUGUGGCUGGAGUAUCAACAUAUGGUUUAUAAUAUUUGAAGGAGCCAUGAAAUAGAAAAUGGUAAAGAUUACAGCUGAGGGAUGAAUCCAUGAUCACUGUACCACUUACUAUGAUCCAAUGCAGUAUUUAUUGAUACCCUACGAUAAACUUGGGAUGAAAGUCUACAACUUCUAGUUUUACAAGGAACAGAAACAGACUAUAUCAUUUGAAAAGGGGUUUCAACUGUUGAUAGUUGAAGUUUUGUUAAGGUAGAUGUUUAAAAAGCUUUAUACCUGUUUACAGUUUUGGAAAAAAAAAAAAAGCAGGCUUCAUUUUUCUUACAUGCAUUGAAAACUGGCCUACAAUGUUUGUAAAUACGACCAACAAAGAUUGCAUAAACUCGCACGUUGAAAAUGCAGCAGGUAACGUAACUGCAGUCAGAACAUAUUUACUUACUGUGUUAAAAAGUGAAAGCUGAAGAUCAUAAACUCAAAAAAUUUUUAAUUGACGUGUAUUGAAAUAUUGGAGUGAACUGAGCCAAAGUGAUUAUGCAUUCUUCAUAAAUUAGUUAGCACUUUGUAACAUUCUAUACAGUUUACAGUACAUGUAUAAGUUGUAGCUUAUAAACAUUUUGUGCCAUUAAAGCUCUCACAAAACUGCUUGUCUGACAUUACUUCAUGCUGCGCCUUUUUCUUUGGUUUCUCUCUUUUUAAAAGCAGGACUGCUUUGUAUCAUGUUGUACGGAACUUGUAGUCCAUAUUCCUUGUGUAACACAUGGGUUAUGUCAAUGUGGAAGCUGCUAUUUAUCGACUGGAAUGAUUUCUUUUUAAAGAUGGCUUGGGUUGCUUUGUUUGAGUGUCUCGAUCCCAUCAGCUUCUUUUUCUGAAGCACUUAAUAAAAAUACUUCUGUUGGCAGUGUAUACCUGUGCACUCCCUCCAGCACUGUGUCAAAGAGAGGAUCUAAAGCAAAAUAACAUAGCUGCGUAUGAGAUGUAAAGUAGAAUUGAUAAGGUUUUGUAUUGUUAGUCAACUCUACUCCGUCUGUUUCCUUUUCUGUUUUCUAAGUCUGUUAAAUUUGUGGAUUAAAGAAUAAGGGAUGUAAUCCCUCGUUGUUAAUCUGCCUCCAUAUUCUUGGUUCAAGCACUGUUUACUUCUGGGAGCAUCACGUUGGAGGAAUUCAGCUGGUAGUUAGAAAUGUGAUGUGAUUCUGACACUCCUGCUGCCUGUUGUACUUACCUAGUGGUUUCUUCCAUGGUUUUAAUGUAAAAAAAUCCAGAAUUCUUGGAAAAUGACUUUUUUUUUCCCCAGGGGAACUAUAUGUGUAACAUUAUAAAUUCCACUAGAUUUCAUGAGCUCCUGGUGCAAUUUGUGCUGGAGGUUUUGAAUGACCAAUUCUUUGAAGCAAUUCUGCAGAGCUGCUUUGUGGUGUUGACGUUUAUGUAGCAGGUACUGGAGGACAAACAUUUGUCACACACUUCCAAACUUGAUUGAUUCUAAUGUGGUGUUUUGCAGAAGAAUGAAUACAGGAUGGGACUGUAUAAAGCAGCAGUGCUUCUGCACAAAGAUUUGUUUUUCUGUUAUGAAUCCCAUGAUGAUGGGACAUUGCUGGACUUAACUUUACUAUUUCAUUCAAGCUUCUUUCCAAUCUGGUGCAAGAAUACUCAAGUAAGAACUAAAGAGAAGGGACUUGCAUAUUUAAUUUAGAGCAACAUAUCGAUAUUACUUAUCUGUGCAGCUGAUAAGCUGGGCAAGUUAGCAGUGUAGUGUCUUUGUUCUCCCUGUUAUCAGUACCAAGUGUUUUAUGUUGCAUUCAGGAGGAGUUACUUUCUGUCCUGACUUACUAUGAUGCACCUGGAGGCUUUUCCAAGUUAGCUGUUUGCACAACACCAACAUGGGAUAUCAACUCCUACUUGCCCUGUUUUCAUUAUGAGCUGUACGCAGAUGAAAAUAAUAGAAUUAACUUUGAAUUCUGUGCUUUAUGAAACGGUUCCUCUAUAUUAAAAGGUUCUUUAUAUACUGAUGUGUGUGUGAGUGUAUGUGUGAAAAUUGUUUAAAAGUGAAGUCCUGGCUCUGUGCAAGUGUUUGUAUCCGAGGGCUCCUCUGUGUUUUGGGCUUUUGGACUAUGAUGUAUAGCUCUGUCAUCACUUCAAAAACAGUCUAUAAUACCUUAAAUACUUCUGGAAAAAUCUAAUGCUCCAUCCACCAAAUGUCCAUGUGAAAAAGGAAAAGCUGUGUUACUUUCUGUCUCCUUUAAUCACUGUGUGUGUGCCCUGCACUGGAUGUCAGUUUGGCCAGACACAGCUGGCUCAGCCCAACUGCUUGCAGGGUGUGAUCAGUCCUGGCAUUAACGGAGAGCAAGGGGUGGGUUUCCAUUAAGGAAAGUAAACAUGACUUAACUUCUUGAGCUGCUGCCAGAAGAUUGAGCAUGGAAAGUAGCAUUUUCUAUUUCAGAUCAUUCCCUAACACCUUUAUGGUAAGAUUGUAGAGUUAGAGAGAGACUUUUUUUUGCAUUAGUACCAUUUGUUUAACUUGCAGUUUGGUGUCCAGGGAGAAAUUAAUGAGCCUUAAGGGCAGAAAAUUCCAUGAGUUCUUAUUCUUUUGUAUAUAAUGAAGGGCAAGGAUAGUGUGAGUCCUACAACAGUUUAAGUUCUCUUAAAGCUGGGGUGAAUAAGAAGGGCACGUAUCCUUGCAAAGAUGACAGCCUUCUGUUCUCAUCUUCCUCUUUCUUAUGGUCUGCCCAGUCUUGUUUGUUCGUUGCUCCUCUUUCCUUUACUUGCUUGUGUUCUCAUGCUGCUGCUCAUCGCUCCUCAAGUAACAUGAGCACACACUCUGAGUUCCCACCUAUUUCAUGAAGCAUUUGAAUUACUGAGACAAAACACUGCCUUGUUUUGCACGCUUUCUUGUCCCUUGAGACCCACAGUUUGUUCAGGUGGGUAUCUGUAGAUAUUCCCUGGUUUUACAUUUGGUCUCUAAUACAUUUUUGCUUUCUCUGUUCUCUAGUGAUAUCCAGAAGGGUUUGUUCAGGAAUCGCUUGUUUUGCUGUCACCUCAAAGGGAGUAGGCUAUAAAGAAUGUAGUCUGUUAUGGUCGGAGGUAAGAGGGCUUAAUAAGUAAUCUAAAUUGGUUUCAUCUCAGAACUUAAAAUGAUCUUCUGGACUUUUCUACCAGAGGAGUCCUCCCAAAGGCCUGGAAAAUGCUACAUGACCUCUGUUGGCUUUGAGUGAAAACAUUUAGUGCUGCUGAGUGUAGCUGGGUCACGGACUGUGAGUACAACCUGCAGCCUCCCUUUGAAUUUCACAGCACACCUGUGGUUAUUCCCCUCUCACAUGAGUAGGCUGUGCUGGUUCCAGCGGACUACACGGGUUGUACUUGGAUGUACUGUUUGUGAAUGAGAAUUAAUAGACAAUUACAGCUUCUUCCUAAGCACUGUUUGAAGAGCAGACGAGAUCCCUGGGAUUCUGAUUCCUACUGAUAUUUUAAUGGCUUGCUUCAUCCCACGACUUUGUGUGCCCAUUUCCUAUUUCUCCUUCCAGUUCACAGCUACAAUGAAGCAUCUCUGUGCUGGAAACACUGCAUGCACUUACAAGCCUUGGUUUGCAGCACUGCAGCUUUGCCUCUUCCAAUGUUGGGCUUUGCUUCUGUGUGCUGAGUGUGAUCAGCUCUUGAGUGGCCAAAGGAACUGAUUACAGCCUGGGGAUGUCAGAAUAUAAUUUUCCACCGUCUGUUCAUGGGGUUAUAGCCACAAUUGGGCUGGCUCCGGCUGCAAAUGAGUUGGACAGAAGUACAAAGGCAGUGCAGUGUGAUAACAAUGAGUUAAAAUAAUCAGUGACUUGGAAGAGGAAGCAUCCUUCGCUGACAUUGCUGCUCAAAACCAUACAUCUCCAGAACAAGAAGUAAGUUCAUAUCUGAACCACUGCCAAAAGCCUAAUGCUCGGAAAUGGAUUUUUGCAGUGCGUGGCUGUUCUGCCUCUGCUGCGUUCUAUGUGUGUGUGUGAUGUGUGUGCACACUGGAGUGGGAAAUGGGAAGGAGGAGGUGUGGCCAGAUAAGCAUCGGCAGCAAGAGUGGGUCCAUUGCCAGCGCUGCAGCUUUUUCCUAUAGGCUUCCCGGCUAGGUGAGAGCUAAGGGCUGUGUGAGAAGCCUCCCCAAUUGGCUGGCAGCACGGUGGCAUGAUAAGUGAUGUCACCCAGCAGGACUAUUCACGAGACAGCAUUCUGGCACUUCUCAGCUUGGGCUGGGGCAGAAAUGUGCGUGAGGCAGAGCGCAUUGUGCCGAAAGGUGCUAAGUCCCAUUUCCUUCUGCAAAAGCAAGAGCCAUUUAUAAAUCAUUUCCGUUUCACUUAGGAGCAAAGCUAAUGUAAAUUAGGAGAGGGGAGAAUUAGAUUUUCAUAUUGCUGCACAAGAAUUAUGGAGUAAGCAGAGCUGCCAGAAGUGCUUACGCUGAUGGAUGCGUGAGGAGGGCUCAGGCUCAGACAAACACAGCACUGCUGGAAGCAUUGUGUUCGUUGUGAGCCUUUACACAUGUAUGAUUGACACCAAAAAAAGAAAGGGAAAAAGCUCAAUGGAAGAAAUUGUCCUCCCGGUCCAUGGCUUCACCCUCUUAUUCAGGCUUUAUGACUCUGAAACAAACCCAGGAAGGGCUCUUUUUUGCCCCAAAAAAGUGUGUUGUUCUCAUGUGUUGUUCCUGUUGGAUACACCUGGUUGAGCGUGCAGAUGUGUGUGUAAUUGGCACACCCACAGAAGGCCAAAACAGCACGAGUUGCACAACGUCAGUAUUCACAGCUCUUUCUUACCAGUUGGCUAAUUCACCCUUUUUGGUGAUUUUGACCAGAUUUUAUGUGGUUUGCUUGGAAUUUGUGCUCCAAGUGCUAAGAAUUGCUGCUAUUUUGUGAUUGGGCUUAGAAAUGUGACUUGUUUCUUUGAUUUUCCAGGAUGAGAACUUAAAGGGACAGCUGCCUUUAUGCCACUGACUUCAUAAUGACUGUAGGAAAGUCUUUGUGACUUGAUCCUCAUCUGUGAAAUGGAAAUGUUAAUCUGCUGCAGGAAAGUGUUAAUGACUUCAUUUAAAAGCGAAAGAUUUCUAUAAUCCUUCUGUGUAAGGAUCUCAACCACCAAUGAUAUUCUUUCCAGGUUCUUAACCAGGGUAAAUGAGUGCAGUGUCAGUAAAUGAUAUGCUGAUCUGCACUCUCUAACCUCUUCUCGUUUGAUUAGUUUUGGAAAUAGAUGACAUGGUGUCUGUGUCUUUGCUUAUAAGGACAGAUUUGACGACACAUUGAUUCCUAAAUUUAUAUCCCUAUAGGAGAAUAUUCCAUUGAGACUCAAAUCUGUGUGGAACUCAAGUGAUUUUUUGGUGAGUUGUUCUUGCUGUCCAUAUGGAGCAGUGCUGUUUAAUCUUAAGCUGGGCUCACUUGUUAGCAUGCACAGUAAAUAAGGGCACUUCUGGUCUCUUUUCGAUAGCAUAGUAUGUGUUAGCAUUUCACAUACACAUACAGUACAUACUGUGGCGUUCAUUUUGAUCAGACUGUGUGGUUGGUGUCAUAUGCACUCUACCAUAAGGUUCAGGAUCUCUGAAACUGAGAAUCUGUUUCCUUGUUUCUGUGAUGGCUAAAUAAACGUGAACCCCUACUGAAGAGAAGCGGGGCUCUGUUCAACGUCUGUGGAUAUCAAAGAAUUCAGGUGAGCCACGUUGGGGAAUUGAGGCAAACUCCUGCGGUACAACUCAAGCCGAGUCACAUUUGUGCAUUAGAAGACUGGAGAUGUGAGAUGGGGUGACUAAUGCUGUCAAGCUAAGAUCCUUUCUCUUUCAGUGCAUGCACAGAGCCUGUUGUACGCUUUUUUUCCCUGCCAUUCUUAUCAGCAAAGAAAUCUGCAUUGUUCUUGCUGCAGAAUCCAGUGGUCCUCUCAGACCUCCCAUGGAGAGUGUUGAAAACCUCAUUGGUAAGCCUGAAAUGCUUUUGUCACACGCAGUGGGGCAGCGAGCCAGAAACUUAAUGAUAAUCUCCAGAGGUUAGGCAGAGCAAUUAGAAUCUUGGUUGGACAGAAUAGUUAAAACCACGUAAAGGCUCCUCUCCAAUGCACCACUGAAUAUCUUCUGACUUUGAGACACCAGGCUUGAUUAAGGUUCAGAUGUGCUAUGCUGGCAUCAGUGGUUUCUUCUGUAGAAAUGUGAUUAAUUUUGAGCGUCAGCUGCUUUUUCCUUCUGCUAAAGUAAAGUUUUAUGUCGUAAGGUUAAAGACUGGCUGAAUAUAUUCUGUUUUAUCACCUCUGCCUGUGAAACAGCAGCUUGGAUGGACUGUGCCAUGCAGGACUGUGCUCGCUGCUCUCCAGGGUUGGUGAUGCUGUACUGAGUCACACACCUGAGCUUCUGGGGAAGGCUAUGGUAGAGAAAGAUGGGGAAAGUUCCUACAGGGAUUCUGGAGAAGCAGUGGAGGUUGUCUGGUGUUCUUGGAGCUGUCAGAAGAACGGUUUCUCUUCCUCUGGUUUCAGGAAUCAGAAACCAAAAGACCCAUAGGCAGGCUGGGCACUGGGUUAGCAUUACAGUAACUCAAGUUUUGCUAUGCCUGAUCUUUAGUGAGAGUUGCAGAUUACAACAAGGUCAAGCAAAGGCUUAUUUACUGAAGAAUGUAUGAAACACAAGCAGGUUUAAUUCAUCUGCAGUACUGAUAAGAGAUGUGAGUCAAGUUCCCUGCGUACAGACCUCCUUUUGUGGGACAUAGGUGCUGCCCAGGCCUCGUGCCAGGUCUCUGUUCAGAACUGAACCUCACUCAGUGCUCUUAGGAAGCAAAUGCAAUGGUCUUCUCUAGCUCUGUGACCUCUCAAGCAAUUCUGACUUGCCAUGGCCACGCAGGAUGGUAGUGGUGGAGAAAAGCUGGGGUGAGUUUUCCCACUGGCCUCAGCAGACUUCAGGGUGAGGAAUGGAGCACCGGGGUCACAACAGACAUCUAUUCCUUCUGUCUUCUUGUUAAAGCAGUCUGCAUUCCUCGCCCCAGAGCAGGGGUUUAGUAGUGGUCAGGCACUCGGGAGCCAGCACACGAGCACAUUUCUUCCUGUGAGCUCUUAAAACGCCGCACUGAGCUCAGUGCUGUCUCCAGAUGCUCUCCACGCAGCACUCAGACAUACUGUGCUGCAAUUAGUCUAGCAGGUGCCGAGCACUGCAGUUUAUUAUUAACCAGCUCUAAUACCGUGCUGCAGAUGCUCACGAUGCUUUGCAAAGAGAGGGAUGGCGAUUCCUUGCCCCGAGCACCCCUUUGCCUUUUGUUCCUAAAACCUCCACUCCCUAGCAACCCAGCGCCUCAUAAUCAUUUCUUCCCCAUCCCAUGUGUAUUCUGAGAGAUAAUUAACCAUUCAGCAGCUUGAUUAACCAAGAACUCCUGCAUCCUUCCUGAUAAAGCAAUAACUUCCUUAGAAAACCAUACUUGCUUCUCAUUCUGACUUGAUUUUUUACCCCCCCCUCCCCCAAAACUGAAUCAUUGAAGACUGAUGUUUCAUGUGAACUGUGGGUGUGCGUUGGUCCUUUGUGGCACGUGAAGGAAACCCAACAUUUUUGUGUUUUAAAUUAUGUGUAAUGUAGGUAAAUCUGGUGCCACGUUUUUUUUCCCCACUGUAGAGGUGUUUCACUGUUAUUUUGAAGGCCUAAAAGGAGGUGUGCAGUCUUCUUGCACUGCAGCAUGGGGGAUGCUUCUCUGAGACAAGAAGUUUUGCUCGGUGCACUAUUAGAUGGUGUUUCACUUUGAGGAUAAGUACAAGGAGAUUUGGCCCAAGGUGAAGGGGACUGAAAAGAGUAAAAGCUGUAACCGUUCCAAUGGCUCUGGUCAUACAAAUGAGGAAGAAGGUGUGAUGUGUGUUCUUGGCAUUAGGACCAGUGAGGAAAGUUAGGAGUAGGCUUUAGCCCAAAGAUGCUUCUGUGAAGCAUUACAGCUCAGCAGACUGGGCUUUAAUGUUCUGUUUUACUUGCUAGGCUGUAUUUUUUUGCUAUCUGCAUAUCUAACUGUAUCAGGGGUAUGGAGUGGGAUGCCACAAGGUUUCCCAAGGCAUUGUUCUCCCUCUUUAAGAGGGACACAGAGUUCCCUAGAUGCAGGCAAUAAGCGUUUUGUGCUUCCACAGACACUUGCAGCUGAGCAGCAUCAUGUAACUAUUCUUUGUCAAUUAAUGUCCUGAUCUUGCUGUAGGCUGUUCUUUUGCUGUCUGGUUGACUAAUAAAACAUCUCCCUUCCAGGAAAUGUAAUUUUCCAAGACCUUUACAGGAAGAUGGAGAGAGAUUCCUAUGGAUUGGAGCCUCUUACACCAUAGGUAGUGAUUCUGGGGUACCAUGGGUUUACUUACAGAAGCUAAACUCCUCUUCAAAGGGUUGUUGCAGAACUUCUCUACGUGCAUUCUAUGUGUGCACAUUCUAUAUGUGCACUCUAUUCUUUUGGUGUUAGCAAAGCAAUACAGACUCUUGCCACCAUUUAAGAGCAUCUCCUGGGCUUUAAAUCUCCUUGCAGCUGAGGCCAGUGCUUAGUGGCAUCCUUCUGCCUCUUUCAGACUCUGACAGAUGAAGGGGAGGGAAUAAUAAAAUCUUCCUUCCCUGAUGCUCCUCUUUCUGUUUCCUUGUCUGCAUGCCAGGGAGGUUGAUGCACAGUUUGCUGGAGGCAGGCACACUAAUAGUCUGGGCCUCUGUGAGACGUCUCAAGUUGAGAAUCUUAAUUGCUGAGCGCUUCUGAAAUCCUUGCUGUAAACACUUGAGGGUUUUUCCAGUUAGGAUGGGCGUCUGGCCAGCGGGUUUCUGUUCUGCACCCUCCCUUUAACAUCAAGAUCUUCAGAAGAGACGUUCAUGACAAUGGUGUUGAGUGCUGGGCUGCUCCCAGCUGUUGUUUCUAGGAUCAGCUGUCUGACUUCCCUGAUUGAGGAAUCACAAGGAAAACAAACUCGGUGGCAGGAAGUUGCUGCCCUCCAGCGCUGCAGCCUGGCUGUCAGACCCGAUAUUUUCUGAGUUGUCACAGUAGAUCCACCCAUGCUGGUAUGUGGGUCUGUUUGCUCUAGCCUGUUCUUUCUGCUAUGUGCUCCUUGAUCAGACUUGUGUCUGCUGCUGUUGAAUUUAGGUUUGCUUAUGCGUUUAUUCAGGAGCGAAGAAUCCCACAGAAUUACUGAGAACUGCAAAUAUCAGUGCCUCACGACAGGGAUGAGCUGAAAGAAGGACUUCUCUGGCUGAGAGCCCCUCCUCUGCCUGUGUCUGAGCACAGGGAAGGAGGGCUACAGAGUCACCGAGUGGAUGAAUUGUUCUGGCAGCCUGACCCGGGUGUAUUCAGAUGUAUCCAGGCAGAACUGAAUGAAAGGUAAUGGUCUGAAGUUCUCUGAUGAUCUUUGCCUAAACGAGGGCUCCUCCUGCCCAGUGGAAGUCAGACAUUUCAGUCUCUUCUGUUUCCUUUCAUAGAAUCACCAAGGUUGGAAAAGACCCACAGGAUCACCCAGUCCAACCAUCCACCCAUCACCAAUAGUUCUUAUUAAACCAUGAAAUGCUGGUCUCAAAUGGUUUCAAAUCCCUACCCAGAGGUUAUUCUGCACGCCUCACAUGUUUAGAUGGCCACACAGGUACUGUCUGGUCCUCCUACAAAAGAGAAGACCCAGAUGCGUGGCAGUUAUACCACGAUUAGAUUUCCCUGCCUACAUCCAGAAAAACACCAGGCAAUUCAGAUAUACCCAGCAGGUCAGGGAAGGAUUGCAACCCCACUUUCCCAGAGCGUUUUGGAAAUGUGUUGUGAAGAAUGUAAAAGCCCUCUUUAUUUUAUUCUCUAGCAGUGGAACAGCACUGUCCAUAAGGUGGAAAGAAAUCCGUUCCUCACAGAUGCCAGCUUCUGCAUGCAAAACCAGUUGUUUUGGUUAGUUCUAAGACAUAGGAAGCCACUCUGCCCUGAGGAUUGAGGAGCAAAGUGUGGCCAUUUACAGUAGUUCCUUUUCCAGGAUGUUCUCUGAGCGGUUUACUGGUGUGUUUUCAUGGAGAAGAGAAGGAUGGCUGAGUUAAAGAGGAAAUGUUCAAGAAGGGUGGAAGCUUCAGUGACCUAAACCAGGAGGAGAGGUCGUGGUUGGCACAGCAGGAGGUGUUCUAAUAAAAAAAAUCCAGGUAGGAAUAGCAAAAAGACGCCUGGAGCUCUACCAGCAGUAGCAAUUAUAUGUAUUGAAGCAGAUGCUAUCUUGUCAUUGGUCUGAGACUCUUGAUUGCAAGAUGCAUAGAGAGAUCAUUAUGGGAGAAGCUGUGACCCAGUGGUUAGAAGUGUGGACUGGGAUUGUUUUCACCACUAAUUUGGUGUGUGACUGGAGAUGAGUUGGAAGGGGCCUUCAAAGGUUUUCUAGCCCAAUUCCUCUGCAAUGAACAGGGACGUGUACAGCUUAAUCAGGUGCUCAGAGCCCCUUCCAGCCUGAGUCAAUUACUUCUGUGUCAUCUCUCCUCUCUUUCCCUUCCUAUCUAAGUGGUGAGGAGAUGGGAGCAGGCUGUGUCCAACAGCAGGGAGGUGCAAUGGAUUUGCACUUCACAACUGGAACACAAACAGCUGCAACAAAGCCACGAGUGGCAGCACUGACAGCCUAGCAGGGUUCAGUUUAGGUACAAACCUAACCUUCAUCACAGAGUGUAGGCAUAACUCUGUGAAGGUGUGACCCAGUCCAGGACUUCUGAGCAGCAGAGCCCUCUUGAGAGCAGCAUGGAAGGGGACAAUGGGCAACGUGGUGCUUGGAAGCAGGCAGGUAUGUCUGUGCAAGGAGCAAAGCACGGCUGGCAGAUAUGUUAUGCCACUCAUCCUGCCACUGCCCUGGAGAAGCAAAGUCCCUCUUUGUAUCUGGGGGCCAGUCAUCAAAAUGAGGUGAUCUGUGAUGCUGGAGAACAGGCUCUGUCUAAUGGGAUAAGUAUGUAAGAGUGGCCAUAAACUGGGCCCUCUUGGAUAAUUGAUUAUUUUCAUUUUAUUAAGCAAUGUAUUAAGUAGGGUUCAGUGCACUGAAAACUCAUUAAAAAGGGCAAUCAGGGACAAGCACAACAAGCACAUGCAAUUUGAUUUUUCCCGAGGGUUUCAGAACACCCUCAUGUACACACAAAACCCCUUUGAAGUCCCACGUCAGCACAUCCUGCAGCCUGGAAAAGCAGCUGAACUGCUCCACCUGUGUCUGUAGCUCUUGGAAUAAGCCUUUGCUGCCAGGACCCUGUUGGUCUCAACAGGUAUGGCAAGGAAGGAUCUGCCUACUGCCAGGAACUGGAUGGCAGUCUGUAGUCAAUGCUGUGGAGUUUGGGACCGCUGUAAUGGAACUCAAAAUGAAAAUGUUUAUUUUGCUGUGUGGGAUGGCUGGAUGGGCCACUUCCCUUGGCUCAGACAUUAGCACUUUGUAGCUGGAGAAUGGAUAACUUAAUGCAUUGCUGAAAGGUAAUUUUGCUGUUACCGUGAUGGAUACGGCACAGUAAACGGGUAGGAAAUAGUGCCUAUUUAUAGGCCUCUCAUCAAGAUAUAUGAUGUAUAGAACGAAGCAUCCAGUGACACUCUGAGCAGUCCUAUAAGAGCUGCUGACAGCUCAGGCUGUGCCUUUGGUGGUGAGGUUCAGACCUGCAGGAAAGAUGGAUGCAGCAAUCAGGACGGAGGCAAAGUCAGCCAGCAAAGCGGCCGUUCCCUUUUUCCCAUUCAGUUAGCAGUGACAAAUGGUUUAAUUUAAUUUGCAUUACUUCCUUACAUUAAACUACAGCCUGUCCCACUGCCUGGAGUUUAAUACGGGCUGUGGAUCCUGCAGAUCACAUUUAUUUUCAUGUGUUUUCUUUUUAAAGGUUCGUGUUGAAUUUUGCUUGGUUCCAGUCUGUUGGCUCCCUGAAAUGCAGCGUUUGCAAGAAACCCAACUGAAAGGAUUACAGUGCAAUUAAAAUUCCUCGUCCUUUUCCUUUUUUCCUUUCUGGCACUCCUGUAUGUAGGCUUGUUUCUGUCUGGAAGAUCUAAUUAAGCUUGUAGCACCGAAAGAUGAUAAAGAGCUAGUGGUGGCCUUUCCCAUUCAGCAUAGGUAGGGUGUGUGAGCUGCACGAUAUCUUAUUUAUUUCAAGUUCUGGUAUUGUUUGCACUUGAUGUGACCAUUUGAAAUGCCAUAAACAGAGAUAAGAAUGAUCGUUUAGCGGAGUCACAUUGAUACACAGUACUAAAAAUGUGGCUUGUCCUUUCCCAAAAUGGCAUUAACCAACCCAGGCCUCUCCAUGCAGAAGAAUGUGGACUUCCUGAGCAUGCAUUAACAUUUAAGUGGGCUCUGAAUCAAUCCUGCCAGCCAGUGCUCAGAAAUAAAACCUGAUGUUAUUUUUAACUGGGAAGAUGGCUGGUUGCUGGGAAGCCCACAGAAGCAGUGAGCACUAUUUUCACUGCAAUUUGGCUUUGUUUUCUCCUUGAGGUUUAUCUGCUGAUGCGCGGUGGGUGCCAUUAUUUGGGGGGUGUUUAUUUACACAUCUGUUUAUCCGAAGCUUUGGUCUGUGCUUUGGGGAGCACUCAGCAUUCAAAAUCCAGGCUGCUUUGAGUACCAUACGAACACAUGCACAGAAGCCGAUCAUGGGGAUUGUGUGGGUCUCAGGUAAGGGGGACAGGCUGGAUCCAAUGGCUGGAUCCAAUGGCUGUGUGCCCAGUGAAGGAUCUCCAUCGGGCUGCUACAGCUUUGCCUUUCUCUGUCUUUGUCCCUCAUUCUACUCCCAACUUUGCAGGUUCCCAACCACUGCACUUUCUAGAAACCACGCCUCUGAGCUUCCAUCCUGCUUUUGUAAAUGGGUGUGACGAGGCUUCUUUCCUCCUUUGCCCUUCUUGGACUGCAGAGAUGUGCUCUGUGAGCACCAGGGGCUGCCAGAGACUUCAGGCGUACCCAGCACCAGCAGUGCUCUGCUUUAGUUGUGUCACCACUGCUGCUAAUUGACAGCAGAGCGAGUGCCAGCUCCUCAGGAUGCAGGCUAAAUGUAUUUUGCAGUGUAUCCCUUCCAAGUCAGGAUGUUGUAUGAUUCUAUAUUACCACGAUAGUAUUGUUGGUAAGCUAAUAAUGUAUUCUGCUGCUGCUGUUGUUAUUUCUCACUGAUCUUGUCAUUCAUACAAGGCCACACAUACACAACACACAUCCUAGGGCAUUUUCUGUGUAUCGAUUCUUUUAUUUAGGUCCAGCUUUCUGCUUUGCUGUCUGAGAGCAGAAAUCUUCCAGUGUUGCAGAAAACAGGAGGAAAGCGAGGAGAAGGAAGGCUCUGACCGAGCUUGCAGAGGCCUGGGCUUGAUGAUUGGUAACCAAGGCAACGAGGGCUCUUUUGAAAUGAGUGCAUGCUACAGACCCCUGUUUUGUGCAGAGAUGCUCAGCAUUAAAAAUUAGAGAAGAGGAGGUAAGAUCUUGUGGGUAAGGAAAGCUGUCAGGCAGUCAGAAGGGCCUGCAGUCUAGCUGACUGAAUUAAAGCACAUCCCACGUUGGGAUGAAUGUUCAUUGAUGGCUUUUUCAUUGCUGCCCUGUGGAUGGUUGGAGGGGCUGUUACAGCUGAUGGAGAAAUGAAAAUGCAGAUGGCAAGGAAAGGUUUGAUGCAAAACAGAGUGGCCACAGCCUGGUCUUGUUUAUGCUGUAAGUCUGUGGCAGAACUCAGGCUGCAGCUGGGUGCAAACUUAGCCCAGAGCCUUCAAUGAAGAGAAAAAUUCCUGCAGGCUGCUUGAUUUGACAUAGGGUUAAAUGGGAGUGGAGACCAAAGUGACGCUUUCAGGCUACUUCUGUGCUCCGAUCGUCUGCUAAAGGCUUUGGGGGUAAGCAGCUAUUGUGGCUGCUUUAAUUUACAGCCAUGAUGUAAUGUUCUUUGGUUGGCACUCUUCCCUUGGUAUCCCUGCAACACACCCUGCAUCUCUCCUGGUCUUCACUCACGUUGUGAUUUUUAGUCUCAUAGAGACCGAUCUGCAGUGUAUGGAGGGGAUGGGUGUAAGGAUACUGUAUGGGUGCCUCUGAAUCUUGGCGCUGUGGUUCCUUGCAUUUACAGGGGCUGUUCUCUGUUCCAAUGGGUCCUUCUGAUCUGGUGUCCCCCAGGCACUUCUGAGUUGGUCUGCACAAUUAGGUCCGCUGAGAGGCAAGCUUAGUUUUGCUUAAGCACAAAUGGAAGCUUUGAUCCCUGGAGCUUUACGCAGCAGUAUUGUAUGUGUUUCAGAUGAGCCUCGGAUGGGUCUCACACGCUGCUUGAGCCUUAGCUGUGCUGUGUCCCACUGUAGGAGUUCAGUCAGUUGCUGCGUCCAGCUCUGCAGGUAACCUCACAACAAGAUUUAACUCUGAUACUCAGCAUCUGUGCUGCAGAACCCCUUGCAGUGCACUUGACCCACUGCUGGCCUGCGUGAUCGCGGCCAUCCACCUUCAGACUUGUAGCCUGGAAGGGGCCAAAUCAGUCUGAACAAAGGCAACAGUGGAAGGAGGGAUCCGUAGACAGAGAAGUUAUUACUGCACAGUGCUUUUGGCAGCAGAAAGCAGAAAGCAUUACUUUCUGGCUACUUUGGUACCUGGAGAGCAGUUGGGUGGAUAGGCAUCUUUUGUCUUCAGCGGGGCCUUAGUUCAGUGUUUAAGGUGUUGAAGCUGAAACCCAGUGAUGUACCCCAUAGAGAGGGGAGCGUAUGGGUGAACUGGAGCUGAUCUGUGUUUGGCAGCCCAGAAGGACGAAGAGAAACAGACCCUUGCCUUUCUUCAAGGGGUCUUUCUGCCCUCUGAAGAGCGCCCAUUCUGCAUUCUGUAGCCAUUGCUAUAGUAACUUUCUGCCUCCUGAUUUUGUUAUGAAUGGCAGUAGGAAAAGCCUCUGUGCAGGCUCCAGCUGAUACCCUGCUGUUUCCAACAUCCUCAAGGCUUGCUUUCCUUUUUAACCCGUGAACGGAUGGUGCCUUUUAGCUGGGGUUCCUUUGUGAAUCUGUUUUCUUUCUUUUGUCUCUGUGCAUUCAACACCACGCCAUAUGUCCACUGUACGCCAGGAGGGGUAAUUUGGAGUGAGCAGCUUUAUGCAGGCAAAGACCUGAGUCUAUAGGGGAGAAAGUGCUGGGUGUUUGGGGGGAGUGUUAGUGUGUAGUGGGGUUUUUUUUGCCUUUUUUUUUUGUGGGAAGAAUGAGAGCCAGUGGGGUUUAGCAGCUACCAGCGCUGGGCUCUGAAGGCUGACUUUGUGUUGCUUUAUCACGAUCCAGGCAUCCCCUCUCCAGACACAAUGCAGCUCUUUUCCUUCUGCCAGCACACUCUCCCUAUGGGAUUUGCUGCUGCCAUGGAAAACAGAAUCAAGCAUGAGCGAAUCUGUUUUUUAACCAGUUGUGAGCAGCGGGUCAAUAUUACCACUGCGGUUUAACAAACGUAUAGGUGGGUCCCACAGAAUGGAAGCACCUCGCUUAGGUCAACAGAACGAACGUAGGAACUGUGGAAGGAGCUCAGGAGCUGGGAUUUCUGGCAUAUUAACAAAUGCUCCCUGUUUGGAAAUGCUUGCAGUGGGGUGGCAUUAGCACUAUGGGGAUCCCUGGGGCAUUCCCAAACUGCAUGUGCCUUCCAAACACCAGCUCAGCUAAACAGGCCUGGGACUUGGCAUUGCACGGGCUGGAGAGGUGCAGCAGUUAGUGCAAAGCCCUUGUGAGUAUUCUUUAUCCAAACGUGUGUGUAUCCAACCCAUCUAUUUAUUUAGCCAUCCUUUAAAUGGAUUUGAACACUUCAUCAAGUUGCUGGAGAGAGAAUUUCUGUCCUUUUCCUUUUUUUUUUUUAAGGGUUAAAAUAUUCGUGCUGAUGCUUGGGGGGGAAAAAAAAACCCACAUUUCAUCAUUUUGAAAUCAGAAUGUCUUUCUGCACAAACAUUUCCCUGGAUUCAUUGAACAGGGCAGCUCUGCUCAGCCCUCACAUGGGAUGCUUCGUGUCAGAUGAUUGGCAGGUCAGUCUGCCAUGUUUUACUUUGAUUCACUGAAGUUUGUUUAACAAAUUGUUUCAUGCUGACCUCAGGUCGCCAAAGUGCAGGACUAGAAUGCAAGGGGGGAGGAAAGGUUGUUUUGUGCAGAAAGUAAUACGGGGCCUGACCUCUUAGUACUGCUUCUCUCUAACUCAGCAAUGUGCUGUAUUACAGGAAGGUCUUUGGAUGAUUUGAAACAAAUCUUUUCAAGUAUGCAGCCCAAAUCUGAGGGUGUACGUCCUGUGGUCUUUUUUUUUUUCUUAAGCACCAGUACCAAAUUUAUUUGGAUGUUUAAAUUUAAUGCUCCCCUCCUUCCUCACUGUUUAAAGGAGUACACGUCUCAUUGGUGAGCGGGACAUUCACCCUGCAUGCCUCAUCCUGCCCAGGGAAAAUGAUGUGUGCCACUGGCACGUGCCCCUUGCUGUGCAGGGAUAUCCUGGCAGGGAUGGCUGAGGGGUGUCUGUGUGCUGGUGACACAUGGCUGUUCCUUUCCAAAGCAGCAGCUGGCAGCUCUCUGACAAGCGUGCCACAGAUGGCAGCAAAAUGCAAGUGCCCUCCACCAGCCCCUUGCCAGAGCAAGCUUCUCGUUGGCUUUUCCCUCCCUUAACCCAAGGGAGCCCAUUGCUGCUGGCUGGGCUUUCCAGUUCUGAUGGUCACAGCUGCAUCCAGGGCAUUUCUCGGCCUGUAAUGCCUGCAAAACACUCUGAGCCCAUUCCACUCCUUGGGAGUGAGCAGAAUAAUGAGUGGGGAUGGUGGUUUUGUCAGGAGUGCCUUCUGCAAAGCCAAGGAGAGGGAAGGCAUCAUCCCUGCAGGAGUUAAUUCUGUGGGCAGUCUGAGAGGCAUACAGAUUCAUGAAAUAAAAGCUUGUAAUGCAGUUUAAUAAGAUUAGAUUUAUUUAAUAAGAGCAACAUGAGGACAUAGGCUCAUGUUAGCAGCAGCAGCAAAGCCCCCAGACCUAAUGGGUUCUACAGAGCAGCACAAAGAGAGAUCUGGUUUUUCCACUGCUGUUACUGGUUUUAGUCUUCCUUCAUACUGCUGCUGUUGUUCCUUAUUCCUGGGUUUUGCCUGUUUCUGGAGGCAGAGAAGGGCUGAAAACUGCAGAGGCAGCGUGAACAGAGCAGUGGUGUUGAUUAGGAAGAUCCCCAGACUGGGCUGACUACAGACAAAGGAGAACCUGGACCAGCAUCUUGCUAUUGCUCCACGUGACAGCCUUCCUCUGUGGUUUGAGGUGGGCCAUUUGAAUUUCUAUGCCUCAUUUCCCAUGUGUACAGUGAGGCUAAUAAUGCUGCCUUUGUCUGUCCUGUCUAUUUAAAAUGUAAUGAGAUUUUCAAAAAUGACAAAUGGUUUCCAGUGCCUCCUAUGAGUGCUUCGCUGAAGGCGUCUUCAGAAGUGACUGAGCACUCUCCUGCUGAGCUGUAAGGCCUGGUAAGGUUUUCAAGCUGUGUCAGCAAAAUGAAGAAUCUGAGCAGUACAGAGACAGACCGACACAGGUUUCUGUGUGUGGAGAGUAUUCUAAGCACAAUUCUGGCCCAAAUGUUGAUUACAUCGCUGCCUGUGGGUGCAGAAAACUGGUUUCAGAGCCUAAGGAAGUCUUUACUUUUCCAAACGCAUCAUUAUAUAUUGUGAUUUGCAGCAUCGUAGAUAAUAUUCCAAGAUAUUUUGUGGGGUUAAGUGUUUCCAUCCCAGUAAAUGGGGAGGCUUUUCCGUUUGCUGGGAAGGACUACGUGAAUUGCUGUGAAAUGGCAGGAAUGGGAGAGAGCAAUUCUAGAGCUGAUGGAAGAGCAAGGAUGAAACAGAAAGGGAAGGUGAAGCUUCCCUUUGCAUCUUUGGUACAGUAGCACCAUGUUAAACCAAAUAGCAUUUGUUUAUCCCAAGUAUGGGCUGUUGCCAGCGCCUAGUUUACUGCUGGCUUUUAUUUUCAGUGAUAUUGUGUCCCAUGUUAAAGCAAGCCAGAGAGCUGUAACGCUCAAAGUCAAAUGAGUGAAUCAUUCAUAGAGCAUGAAAUGCUUUAGGACCCUUAGUGUUACUGUUGUCAUCAUAAUUUAUUAACACAGUGCUUAGAAGGUGUGUGAAGCCAUGUGGAUCGUGGCUCUGGCAUGCUUUCAGUAAAAAGAUCUUAUCUGGAGGGAGAGAGAGCAGUCCCAGCGACAGGAUAAAGAGCAACGUUCACCCAUGCUUCUCCUUCCCACCUUGAUGGGAGCCCCCUGAGUUGGAAGGUCUCUAUUUUAAGCAGCGAUGCAGUGGUAGAGAUUGCCAUGGUCCAUUUUGGGUCCUUUUGAGAACACGUUGGCAAAACUGUAGAUGACUCCCCCCACUUCACAAAUCAAUGCUUAUUUCCUGUUCAGUCCCAGUUCCAUACAGAUUUUAAUGACAGUACGCCAGGAGCUGUCAUAUUCUUAGAGAGGUGUUCAGAGGAAAUGUUAAUAUUUAAUGAUGCCUUUUUGUGGUCAGACGGGUGAGUUCUCUUAAUGACAUUGUCUGAAAGAAAGAUGCUUCAGUACUCAGCUGUAAUCAAUCCACGCCAACCUAUUGUUAGGGCUUCAAAAUGUCAUAGGACAUUUAUGGACCAUAAUGAAAUCAGCAGUUUUGGUGGAACUUUUGUCUUAAACACUGAGCAGUUCAGAAUGGUUCCUACUGCUGUACUCAGGAUUAUCAUCUUGAGAAUAGCUGAAAAUAUCUGACUUCAGAGCAGUCCGGUGCCAUUCAUUGCAUUUAUUUUAUGAAGGCUGAAUUAAUAAAGAGGUUUUGAAGGCAGUAAGGCUCUCCACUCUCUCUGGAAGUCAAUGGGAGUUGUAUACUUAAUUUCCAUUUGUGCCUUUGGAAAAUCCCUUUCUAAUUGGCUAAAUAUUUGUACUGUUGGCUGUGGGCAUGGUGGCACAAUGUGGCUUUCAAACCAUCUGUUUUCAGGGACUAAAACCCACUGGCAACAACCCUUGAUUGGCAGAAACUCACCCAGGCUGAUUUACAUCAGUUGAGGUUGCUGAGGACAAAACCAUAAAGCAAAACAGAGGCGUAGGAUAGGCAGAAAUAAAGAAGGUCCAUGGAAAUAGAUGAGCUUUGUUUCAGCACUUGAAUGGACAUCACUCAUUUAUCAAAAGUUUUUCUUCUGUUCUUCAGUGUUUUUGAAAUGAUGUCUCAUCUUUGAGUGCUCAAUGCCAGGAAAAGCUGUCAACCACUCCAGCAAUUAUCGUAUCCCAAAGGGAACUUGGUUAAUGAUUCCUCUGCACACAACUUGGUCUUUCAGUUUUUGUGUUAUGCCAGAACAAUUCCAACCCAGUCAAGCAUUUAAAGAUUUGGGUUGAUUUGUGAUGUUCCAAGAAUAUUCUGGAAGUGCAGUUAAUCACUGCCACCUCUUGUGGUGAGCCUGCACCUUAGAAAAGGAAAAUUCCAGAAUCAGAUGCAGGGAUCAGCAGUAGGUAGGGCACCAAUCAGGGAGAGGAAGGAUGGGCUAUCCCAGCUUGUGGUCAGGCAGAGAAAUUCAAUGAAGCUGUGCUUUCAGCCCCAUGCUCCCAGGCACCACGAUUUUCCUCUACCUUCAGUAUAAGCAAUCAGCUAACUUCACUGUUGAGUUCCCCCUCUCUCACUGGACCCAGCUGAAAACGCCAUAUCAACUUGAUGUAGUUCUGAGAACAAAGCUAUAUUCUUAAGUUAUGACCCAAUUAGACUUAAUGGAAGGGCUGGCAUUGAAAUAAAGAUGUUGAGUUCUUCACUAGAAUUUGCUCCUGUGCUUCACUCCGUGUAAGCCCGUGGUUUGGCACAUACACCUGCUUCCUUUCUAUGGAUAGCUGCUGUUUUCCCUGGUAAGGCUUUGACUUUGUGGAUUUCUGCCUCUGCAAGAAUCUGCAUUUCCAUAGGCUCUUGCUUUGCAUGAUAAGUCUUGCACCCAGUGGAAAUACUAAUAAUGAUCUGCAGUAGGAAGACCCCCAGGUUUGGAAGUGGUUGCUGUCGUUUAAUAACAUCAAUUUAAUGGCAGAAUAUACUGCUGUAAUUUUGGUUUGCCUUCUUAGCAUCUGUAGUUUAUUUUUGGAGCAGCCCCCUCACCUAAGGGGAUGGUAGACAAAUAAGUCAGCAUCAAGUUACGCUGCAUCGUUUCCAUUUCAAAUCAAGUUUCAUUGUUCAGCUUUGCCUGGCACAUGCAAGUAACUACAGCAGUGAAAUUUAAUAAAGCAUCAUUCAUCAUGUGAUAGACAAGAAGUAGGCACAUCUCAGCCAGACGGAACUGGAGAUCAGGAAUCACUGGAGCCAUUGAUGCAGUGCUGGUUGGCAGAGGAGCCCUGUGCUCUCAGAUUUGUCUGGGCAGGCCACAGAUGUUAGAAUACAGUAGCACAGUGGGAACAUUAGUAUGUAAGGGAAGAGAGUAAGUUUUCCACUUGCUUGACAAAGAGUCUGCCUACUGCAUGUCUUUGUGCUCACGUUUUCCCCUCUGUAUCAAUUUUUUUUUUCCCCUUUGGCAAAGGGAUCUUUGUGAAGUCUUUGUGCUCUUCACAUGUUCCUUUUUCUUGUCUUUGUAAACUCAGCUGUAAACUUCAGGCAGGAGUUGUCUUCUCUCAUGUGCUACUGCAGUGCUUAAGGUAGUGAGUACUUUUGUCACUUAAAACUUCUGUACACUAACAUAGAAGAAUCUUAAUUUGAGCUGAUUCUGCCACUACUUUCCUCUGCAGUUUGGGGUAAGUCUUCAAUUCAUCACUUUAUUUACUAACAGUGCUGAGAUAAUAUGACUAGAGAUCACUUGUCCAGAGUGUUUUGAUAUUGAGAAAAGUCAGUAUGAUGAUAACAUUCAAUUUCCAUCUCUGUUAUAACAGAUGUGGAUAAUAUUAACUGAAGAUUUUUUUUUUUUCACGUAUCACUCAAUAGUUUAUCUGCAAAUAAUUGUUGAAGUUAUUUCUUCUCUGCAUACCUACACUGCUCUGUUAUUGUCACUACCAGCUAAUAUUCGCUGCAUGCUUGGAAAACAAAAUCUAUUGCAUGGAGGCUGAAGGUUGCCAGUGUAACUCAGAUUGGCCUGAUUCUUUUCUGAGGCUUAUAUUUAUGGGCUGGUCUGUGGUCGUCUAUUGUUGUUGAUGGGGGUGAGUCUGCUGUUACCUAUGGAGUUCUUAUUGAUGCCAGGUUUAUGAAAUUCAGAUGAGGACCAGUGUCAAUUUCAGAGUCAUUUCUGUGGUUCCAAGUGAAAAUAGGCACCCUAUGGGAUUACUAAACACACAGAUUAUCAGAUCCUGGUGAUGUUUCAGGAAAGUUUGGUUAUCUCUGUGCUUAGAGCUUAAGCUUUAGUCACAAUAGCAUUCCUUUUGUAGGAGAAGUAGUAGGUGUAAAACUAUGGGGGCAUGUAGAUGUAUCAAAAAGUUUUAGCUCAAGUAUAACAAUAGCAACAAAAACAAAAAAGAAGAGUUGAAUUAGCUACUAUUAAACAUUUCUCAAGAUUUGUUACCUGCGUUUCAGGUCGGGAGUAGAAGGGUUACCCCAUGGUUUUUCAGUAUCCAGAAAUGGACCAUGAGGAUACAGAGUGUUUGCAUGUCAUGCUUCUGUGAAAUAGCCAGUAAGAAGGAUGUAGUCAAAGAAGAUGCCUUUUAGUAAUCUGUUUUGGGGGUGACCUUCAUCAGGUCUGAGCUGUUUGGAAGUUGCAGACUCAUCUGCAGGAUUUGAUUCUUGUCUCAGUCAUUUCCCAGCCUCCAGACUGGCUUUUUUGGCAGGUUGUUCUCUUGCCAUCCUUUCACAAGAGGCCAUCUGAGCGUCUUCCAAGGAUGUGCCAAGUGAUGAAUGAGCUCGAUUUAAGGCUCUCCCUGAAAGCCACUGCAUACGUUUCAGCAAACUGCAGAACGUGUCAACACAGUCACUUCAACGCUUUCAGCUAGCUGGGGCCCAUCAGCGCUCUGCUGCUUCUGUGGAUUGCCUGAUCAGCAAUGCUAUGACCAUUAAUAUUUAUAAACCUUAAAUAAUACAGGACUUCAGGGUACCUGAGAGACCAUAUGUUGGCCUCCAAUUCCCAGCAAAGCACCUGCGAUCCUUGUGACCACAAGGCUGGCUGAUCUUCUGUCCAGGUCCCAGAAGGGGAAGGAUUGGAGCUUUUCCCCCAAGGGCGUCUAUCGUAGGCCUCCCCCUCCUUCAUUAGUUACCAGAGCACAUCGCCAUCAUCCUUCAAGGCCAAGCUGCAGGCUUCUUUCUUUCCUUUUAGUCUGGAGUUUUAAUGCAUUGUGUUGUGCAUUUAUUAUGGAGCUUCACUUGGUUGUGACCUUGGGUGAUUCUUUUUCUUCCUUUUUCCCCCCCACCUAUUGGUAAAAAUGCAUUGAGAUGGGUAUUGCUCACAGGGAGAUCUCUGGGAUUUUUUAAGAAAUUAUUAAUUUAUUGCUUUUGAUGUUGUUUUGGUCUGAGUCUUGCUAAGGUGCUUGCUAACCAUUUGGACACAGAUGCCUCUAAAUUACCAUUUAAUGUGCAUGUGCAAAGAUGCAUAUCAAUGAAUAAUGCAUAGUAAUACAUAGCUUGGCGAUUGGGCUUGGUUCAGAGCAAUAUUGCACAUGGAUUAGCCGUAAGGGCCUGAAUCAGUGGUGUUAAUAACGUGUAUCAGGUGGAGACCACCAAGUGGACACCAUUGUGUGCUCCACCGCUUACCUUUGCAAUAAAAACGCCUCCCAAGUAACCCAUCUCACCCGGCCUCGCAGAAAAUGCCCCAUAGAAACGACAUGGACAACUCUCCCUCUGCGUCGGCACCCUCUGGGGCCGUGUGUUUAGCGACAGACCCGAAGGAACGAGCCGGCGAUGAUCCCGCUGGCUGCAGCAGCAGGAGGCGGCCUGGCCCCGCGGCGCGGGUGGUGCUGAAGGGACAGCUCCCGCCGGCCCCGCUGGGCGGGGGGCUGCUGCUGCUCUGCCCCCCCCCCUCUCUGCACGGCUGCGGGCGGCCUCCCCCCCUCCCUGGGGAGGGACUAGGGGGCUUCUGGCGUUGCCCGGGCUUAAUUGACUUGCUAGGUCACUAAUUUUGCUUUCGUGAGGUAAGUACUGGUUAACGGCUCAUUUUCUCCUCUCCCUCGGUUCCCACACCCCUCUCCCAUCUGUCUCUCUCUUUCAUUCUCUCUCCAGUGCCAUCCAUCAGCCCCUUUCCCCCCCCCCGAAAAGGGACUACCCGAGGCCCGGCACCAGCGAUGCCCCAAACCCCAGAAAGAUGAGUCAGCGCUCAGCCUCCCGCCGGCCCCAGGAGCCCAGCCGCGAUCUCCGCCGCUCCCCGCCCUCCGGCUGCGCUGCCUUGAGAAAAGUGAGGAACAAUAGGAUUCCCGGAGCACUCCCCGACUCCACCAUUGCGGGGCUGGGGGAGCAGGGAGAUCACACAAGCCAUGGCUGAGAAGAAGCAGUCUGGCCGGCAAGGCGAGGAGGAAGAAGUGCCAGCCUUCUUCAAAAACCUGGGCUCGGGCAGUCCGAAGCCCCGGCAGAAAUUCUGUGGCAUGUUCUGCCCAGUGGAAGGCUCCCUGGAGAACAAGACCAUCGACUUCGACUCCCUCUCGGUGGGCCGCGGAUCUAACAAAGUGGUGGCAAAGCAGAAGGAUGUUGCCCACUUGGGUCCGGAUGCUCAGUCCGUCUAUUCCAGGCAGAGCGGGAAGGGAGGGGAACCAUCUGUUGAUUUUGGAAGAAAGGUGGAGAUCAGGAGUGCCACUGGGAAGGAGGCACUGCAGAACCUGAAUGACAAGAGCGAUCGUCUUCUGAUCAAAGGUGGGAAGAUCGUCAAUGACGACCAGUCUUUCUAUGCAGACAUCUACAUGGAAGAUGGGCUCAUCAAGCAAAUAGGGGAGAAUCUCAUCGUGCCCGGAGGAGUGAAAACCAUCGAAGCCCACGGCAGGAUGGUGAUUCCUGGAGGGAUCGAUGUUCACACCCGCUUCCAGAUGCCAGAGCAGGGGAUGACUUCUGCUGAUGACUUCUUCCAAGGGACCAAGGCUGCGCUGGCUGGGGGCACCACCAUGAUCAUUGAUCAUGUGGUUCCUGAGCCCGGGACCAGUUUGCUGACUGCAUUUGACCAGUGGAGAGAAUGGGCAGACAGCAAAUCGUGCUGUGAUUACUCCCUGCACGUGGACAUCACCGAGUGGCACAAAGGCGUCCAGGAGGAGAUGGAAGCUCUGGUUAAAGAUCACGGUGUGAAUUCAUUCCUGGUUUAUAUGGCUUUCAAAGACCGCUUCCAGCUGUCUGACUCGCAGAUCUAUGAGGUCCUGAGUGUUAUCCGGGAUAUUGGUGCCACAGCUCAAGUGCAUGCUGAGAAUGGUGACAUCAUUGCCGAGGAGCAGCAAAGGAUCCUGGAGCUGGGAAUCACAGGCCCUGAAGGGCACGUGUUGAGCAGACCUGAAGAGGUGGAGGCAGAAGCUGUGAACCGGGCAAUCACCAUCGCCAACCAAACCAACUGCCCUCUCUAUAUCACCAAGGUGAUGAGCAAAAGCGCUGCUGAAGUCAUUGCUCAAGCCAGGAAAAAGGGCACUGUGGUGUAUGGGGAGCCCAUCACAGCCAGCUUGGGUACUGAUGGAUCUCAUUACUGGAGCAAGAAUUGGGCGAAGGCGGCCGCUUUUGUCACUUCCCCACCACUGAGUCCUGACCCAACCACUCCUGAUUUCCUCAACUCACUGCUGUCCUGCGGGGACCUCCAAGUUACUGGCAGUGCCCACUGCACCUUCAACACUGCUCAGAAAGCUGUUGGGAAGGACAACUUCACCCUAAUCCCCGAGGGGACCAACGGGACUGAGGAGAGGAUGUCCAUCAUCUGGGACAAGGCUGUGGUGACUGGCAAGAUGGAUGAGAACCAGUUUGUGGCUGUGACCAGCACAAAUGCAGCUAAAAUCUUUAACCUGUACCCACGGAAGGGCCGUAUUGCAGUGGGCUCUGAUGCUGAUUUGGUUAUCUGGGAUCCUGACAGCGUCAAGACAAUCUCUGCCAAGACCCACAACAUAUCUCUGGAGUACAACAUCUUUGAAGGCAUGGAGUGUCGUGGGUCUCCCCUGGUGGUUAUCAGCCAAGGGAAGAUCGUGCUGGAGGAUGGGAAUCUCCACGUAACGGAGGGGUCUGGGAGGUAUAUCCCCAGGAAACCAUUCCCUGACUUCGUUUACAAGCGCAUCAAAGCAAGGAGCAGGCUGGCCGAGCUGCGGGGUGUGCCUCGAGGUCUCUAUGAUGGGCCGGUCUGCGAAGUGUCGGUGACGCCGAAGACGGUCACUCCUGCAUCUUCAGCUAAAACAUCUCCUGCCAAACAGCAAGCCCCACCUGUGAGGAACCUGCACCAGUCUGGCUUUAGCUUGUCUGGCGCACAGAUCGACGACAACAUCCCACGCCGCACCACCCAGCGCAUCGUGGCACCGCCGGGCGGACGUGCCAACAUCACCAGCUUGGGUUAAGGACCGACCCCUUCCGCCCGCCCAGCGGACCAGGGGAGGGGAUGGGAGCACCUGGAGACCCUUUUUGAUUCUUUUAGAGCCUGUGACAGUUACUGCGGGCAAUGGGGGGGGGGGCUGAAGUAAUGCGCCUCUUUCGGUCCCCUCAGAUUCCCUCCUCAUCUUCACCAACCCCUCUCACUUCCCCGUCAGCCCCUACACGUUUAAAGGAAAAACAACCAACCCCGUUCUGACACCUCUGACACGCAAAAGUAAAUGUGAAGAGGGUGUUUGAGAUGUGUGGCCUAUGUCCCGUUCAGCAUCUUUCUUUUAAUAAAGGAAGGAUAAAGUGAAUUUCCCAGGAGCUGCCUUUAAAGACACAGACAAAAAAAAAAAAAGAUAAAAGAAUAAAUAAAUUUUAAAUGUAAAAAAAAAAAAAAAUAGCUUUUUUUUUUUUUUUUUUUGUUCCAAUGUCAAGCAGAAGAGUAGUUCAAGGGUUAUAAACUGGAUGUUCUUUAGGGUUCUGUGUUCCAGCAGCAUAGCUAGGUGAGCACGGAGGGCCACAAAUCCCAGCCUGGCACCAUUCCCCACCACCACCUCUGAGGCCACAGAAUAGCUGUCUGCUGCCAAGAGAGAGAACCAGGACCCAGCACUAGGAGCUGACAGAGCACAUGGCACCCCGCCAUCGGGUGAGCUGGAACUGUUGGAGACUUUCUGUUUGGGUUCCCCCCCCCCCCCCCCCCUUUUUUUUUUUCCCCCCCUUCUUGAUUCUGCUGCAAAUCAGGUCCUCGAGGAGUUUUUCCUUUUUUUUCCUUUUAAAAUGUUUGUGUGUGUGUUUUUAAUACGUUCGUCUCAUCGUGUUUACAAAGCCUUAUCUCAGAACUGGGCAUCUCCCAGUUCUCCCUGCUCCUUCCUGAGCCUCAUUUGAGUUACCAACCCCCACCAGUGUCACUGCCCCUUUGGUACUUCAGGUGCUCCUAGGAUGCAUCAUUCCAGCCAAUUCUUCUCACUUAGCUGCAAUAGGAGGUUGCAAUGCAGGUUCAUAAGCUAUGAUCUUCACUUCAGCAUAGUAGGUCUUGAGCUGGUGCAAACACCAGCUGCAGAGCUGAGCAGAGCCUCUGGAGGAGCUCUUAGCACUUGGUUUAUUUCCUACAGGUAAGCAGGGGGCCAUAGGCAACAGGCAGUACUUUGCCUGAAAGGUUUCUGUAGCAGCCACAUCCCCUUUCCUGGCCAUAAGUGAAUGGUUAUUUAAAACUCUGAGAGCUUAUCUUUAGCUCUCGUUGGAAGGCUGCUCUGUUGGAUACAUGCCUGAGCAUCCGUGGCAAUUCCAGUUAGCGUCCAGAUGCCCAGCUGUUGUAACUGGGAGCCUCCAAGCAGCUCGAUGGGUCAACAGCAGCUGAGAAUCUCUCAUCCAUGUGUGAAUUUCACAGUCUAUCAUUCCUCCAGGGAUCUGCCUUUGUGCAGAUACUCUUGAGAAGGCCCUGCCCCUGCUUGGGUAUGUGCCUCAGGUUUGAGAAACCAGAGGGUAGAAGUGGUCCUCCAAUGAAUUCAGGUUCAUUUAAACCCAGGACUUAGAGGUCUUUUGGCCCUAGUAUUGGAGGCUCGUGCUUUCAGGUUUUCAGGACAUGGAACAUAAAUGUGCACUGUUAGAGUCCCACUUACGCUUCGCGGGAGGGCUUGGUGGUCCCAAGGGCUUGGACUGUCUCUGAGCACAGAGAGCUUUUCUACCCACAGUUAACACAGCAUUACCUCCACUGUCUGUACCCCUGGCACUUGGCUGUAUCUUCUGCUUUCUCCUCUUGUCCUUCACCAUGUGCAUCGACCCCAUUUUCCCUAUUUGUGAGCAUUUUUAAAUGGUGUUUACAGGUUCUUGUAAUGAAAACCUAUAUAUAUGAAGGCUUUUAAGAAGCAACUACCAAAUUUGUUCUGAUGCAGUAGCAACGCUGGGAUUGUCAAAGGAUCUGGGAGCAGUGUAGGUACCCAACCCCUCCCAGCACAAUUCCCAUAGGCCCCUUUGAACAUCGAAGCUAAGACAUUGCCAUACUCAUCCAUGCCUUUUAUAUCUAGGUUUAACCCUUGGGUGGUUCGUUUUGCAUAAGAGUUUGCACUUUGUUUGUGAAGUAAUCUGUGAGCGUAAUAUAUAUUGCAGCUAUCCUCAGUUAUUUUCUCACCUCUGUGUUAAAACCAAUCUGAACGAGUUGAGGAGAGAAGGAAAGAAAUUGGGAUCCGUGUUGAUACUACAAACCACACGCGGCUCUUCAGUAUUCACUUAAGUCUUCCUUUUGUUUUCCUUCAUUGACUCACGUUGACGUUUUGGAUUUCGAUUUGUUCUCCGAAAGGGUAAAAGAAAAAAAAAUAGGAAAAAAAAAACCACACAAAAAAAAGAGGUUUUUUGCAGGCUGUGUAAGCAUGUUUAUACCUGUGAGAGCUCGUCCGCUUUGUGUCUGUUUACUGAAUGUCAUUUGUAAAUGCUUAAAGAAACAAAACAAAAACACUUAACUAAUUAAUUAACCGCAGUGACUUGAAGCUCUAAAAAUAAAAUAAUAAUAAUAAUUAAAAAAAAAAAAAAAAGUAGGAUUUAAUACUAGCUGGAUUUAACCCUUGGAUUUGUGAUUGUGAACCAUGAGUGGAGGAGCUGUAAGUGCUAAAGCUGAUCAUGUGUGUAGACAAAAAGUACUGAUAUUUGACCAUUGUCUCAAUGGCAAAACAAAAAAAAAAAAAGAAAAAAACAACAAAAAAACACCCAACCCCAAGUCUUGUGUUUUAUUCCUGAAGAAUUCUGUGUUAUAUUACCAUGGGAACUCCUAAUAAAGGCAAAAUGUUGUUGUUUCA
This is a messenger RNA of Gallus gallus (chicken), 28285 nucleotides long. It is a transcript of the gene DPYSL2, whose product is annotated as dihydropyrimidinase like 2. The transcript has 15 exons. Gene Ontology annotation, cellular component: cytoplasm; cytosol. Gene Ontology annotation, molecular function: hydrolase activity, acting on carbon-nitrogen (but not peptide) bonds, in cyclic amides. Lineage: Eukaryota; Metazoa; Chordata; Aves; Galliformes; Phasianidae. The record is from RefSeq and is a predicted model, not a curated record. The coding region runs from base 23447 to 25477 and encodes 676 amino acids.